Messenger RNA from Haliotis rufescens (red abalone), 441 nucleotides. Its product is annotated as extensin-like. Lineage: Eukaryota; Metazoa; Mollusca; Gastropoda; Lepetellida; Haliotidae. Bases 1 to 441 code for a protein of 146 amino acids. The transcript has 2 exons. The record is from RefSeq and is a predicted model, not a curated record.
AUGCGCAUGCAGUCUGUACUGCUCAUGAUACUGCUAUCAUUUGACAACACUCCACCCCACCCAUCACAAUCAACCCCCACCACAAUUACACCCCAGCCAACAUUCCUGCCACCACAAUUACAACCCAGCCACCAUCCCUGCCACCACCACCACCACCCCGGCCACCAUCACCACACAACAACAAUUACAUCCCGGCCACCACCACCACCACCCCAGCCACCAUUCCUGCCACCACCACCACCCCAGCCACCAUUCCUGCCACCACCAUCGCCACGGCCACCAUCACCACACAACCACAAUUACACCCCGGCCACCACCACCACCCCAGCCACCAUUCCUGCCACCACCAUCGCCACAGCCACCACGGCCACGAUCACCACCCCACCACCAUUACACCCCGGCCACCAUUCCUGCCACCACCGCCUUUUAGGACAAGCAUAG